Messenger RNA from Colossoma macropomum (tambaqui), 4626 nucleotides. It is a transcript of the gene ctnnd2a, whose product is annotated as catenin (cadherin-associated protein), delta 2a. NCBI's taxonomy places the organism in Eukaryota, Metazoa, Chordata, Actinopteri, Characiformes, Serrasalmidae. The record is from RefSeq and is a predicted model, not a curated record. Gene Ontology annotation, cellular component: postsynaptic density; plasma membrane; adherens junction. The transcript has 22 exons. Gene Ontology annotation, biological process: cell-cell adhesion; dendritic spine morphogenesis; cell-cell junction assembly. Gene Ontology annotation, molecular function: cadherin binding. Bases 170 to 3790 code for a protein of 1206 amino acids.
CCUCCGUUACCGCGCGCGUUCCCGUCCCUGCACCCGGCAGGGCAUGAAAGCACGGAGCCUCCGGAGCUCCAUCACGGACUGAAGGCGGAGGUGAAAAAGAAGAGAGAGAGGGAGAAAAGGAGAGAAGAGAAAGACCGCGCCAUUCCUCUGGACCUCGUUUGGUUGAGACAUGCCAGUUCCAGACCAGCCAGCCGAAGCUGAGAAUCCUGCCAUGCUGAGCCCAGGGCUGAACGCCUCCAACGGGGACAAAGCAGAAACAGAGACCACCUCUGCCAUCCUGGCCUCAGUUAAAGAGCAGGAGUUGCAGUUUGAAAGACUGACUCGAGAGCUGGAGGCUGAGCGUCAAAUAGUUGCCACCCAGCUAGAGCGAUGCAAACUGGGAUCUGAGACUGGCGGCAGCAUGAGCAGCAUAAGUUCAGCAGAUGAACAUCUUCGCUGGAACACUGAAGAUGGACAGAAAGACAUAGAGGAUGAACUGAACACUGGGCUGGAGCUUGUGGACUCGUGCAUCAGAUCCUUGCAGGAAUCUGGUAUACUGGACCACCAAGAAUACACCACAACUGACCGACUGCUCUCUCAGAGCUCGCUGCAGCUCGGCUCCAACCCGGAGGGCUCCCUUCAGUACUCCGCUGGCUACCAUAGCAACCAGCCCCUGGCCUUGAACGACGGCUCUUCUUCAUCGGCCUCUCCCCAGAACCAGCCUCCGCAGCCUCCAGUGCGGUCCAGCGGUCAGCCAGGAGGAGCCGUCCACACCUACAACCAGGUGACGUCCAGCCGCGCUGCGCUGCUGGCCGUGGGGGACCCGGCUCAGCCGCAGAGCCAUGGCAGCGUCCUGCAGCAUCUGUCCGAACCUCAACAGCAGCCGUGUCCAGCCCCGGGCCCGGGCCUCUAUUACCCCAGCUCCACGCUGCCUGGCCCGCGUGUCAGCUCUCCCCUGAGCUCCAUGCAGUCUGCCGCAGCCAGUGCAGGCUCGCCCACCAAGCACCAGCGCCUGCCGUCCUCUUCCUCCUCUGCCUCACCCAAGCCUUCUCCUGGCCGGCUCGCCAAAUCCUACAGCAGCAGCUCGCCCAUCAACGCAGCGGGCACUGGGGGCUCAGCCUCUGGCUCGCCCCUGCGUCUGGCAUCCCCGCCCAACAACGCCUCCCCUCUCCAUCACCAGCUUAGUGUGGGCAGCUAUGCCACUCUCUCACCCACCAAGCGACUAGUGCACUCCUCCGAGCAGUACAAGAUUUCCCACGACCUGUACGCUACCGCUACUCUGCAGAGACCUGGCAGCCUUGCCGGAUCUCGGGGCUCGUACAGCAGCCAGCACAGCCACCUGGGCCCUGAGCUGAGGCCCCUGCAGUCCCCCGAGCACCACAUUGAGCCCAUCUAUGAGGACAGGGUCUACCAGAAAGCACAGAUGAGAAGCCUGAGUCAGAGUCAGGGGGAACCCCUUCCCCCAGGGCACACUGGGACAUACCGUACCAACACAGCCCCGUCCUCCCCCGGUGUUGACUCCGUACCCUUGCAGCGAACAGGAAGUCAGAAUGCCACUGGGACGUACCCGCGGGGCGGCUACACGUCCGGCCCAGCCGCCAACUACGCUGACCCCUACCGGACCCUGCAGUACUGCUCUUCCGUGGAGUCUCCCUACAGCAAGUCCGGCCCUGCCCUGCCUCCAGAGGGCAACCUGGCCCGUUCUCCCUCCAUUGACAGCAUCCAGAAGGACCCCAGGGAGUUUGGUUGGAGAGAUCCUGAGCUGCCUGAAGUUAUUCAGAUGCUGCAGCAUCAGUUCCCCUCGGUUCAAUCCAAUGCUGCUGCGUACCUCCAGCACCUGUGCUUCGGAGACAACAAGAUUAAAGCGGAGAUCCGAAGGCAGGGGGGUAUCCCGUUGCUGGUGGACCUGUUGGACCACAGGAUGGCCGAGGUGCACCGGAGCGCUUGUGGAGCUCUGAGGAACUUGGUCUACGGCAAGGCUAACGAUGAUAACAAGAUUGCCCUGAAGAACUGUGGAGGCAUCCCUGCACUGGUCCGCCUGCUGCGCAAGACCUCAGACGUGGACAUCAGAGAGCUUGUCACAGGGGUGCUGUGGAACCUGUCCUCGUGUGACGCUUUGAAGAUGCCCAUCAUUCAGGAUGCUCUGGCCGUUCUGACCAACACGGUCAUCAUCCCUCUGUCUGCCUGGGAUGUCUCUCCUCACCAGGAAGAUCGCAAGCUGCAGAUGCACACAUCCCAGGUCCUCCGUAAUGCCACUGGUUGCCUGAGAAACGUGAGCUCGGCAGGGGAGGAGGCGCGGAGGCGGAUGAGAGAGUGUGAGGGGCUGACUGACGCUCUACUUUUUGUCAUCCAGACUGCACUGGGGAGCACUGAGAUUGAUAGCAAGACCAUAGAAAACUGUGUGUGUAUCUUGAGGAACCUCUCAUAUCGACUCGCAGCAGAAACUUCUCAGGGACAGCAGAUGGGCACAGAUGAGUUAGACGGCCUGCUAUGCAGUGAUGCCAACGGCAAAGAUGGAGAGAGUUCGGGCUGCUGGGGAAAGAAGAAGAAGAAAAAGAAGUCCCAGGAUCAGUGGGAUGGUGUUGGCCCUCUCCCGGACACGUCAGAGCCCCCCAAAGGGAUCCAGAUGUUAUGGCACCCCUCCAUAGUGAAGCCCUACCUCACCCUGCUGUCUGAAUGCUCCAACCCGGACACGCUGGAGGGAGCAGCUGGGGCAUUGCAGAACCUGGCUGCCGGGAGCUGGAAGUGGUCAGUCUAUAUCCGUGCAGCGGUGAGGAAAGAGAAGGGUCUCCCCAUUCUUGUCGAGCUCUUGAGGAUAGACAACGACCGGGUGGUGUGUGCAGUGGCUACAGCAUUACGAAACAUGGCCUUAGAUGUGAGAAAUAAAGAGUUAAUUGGAAAGUAUGCAAUGCGGGAUUUGGUCCAUCGCCUGCCGGGUGGCAACAACGCUAGCAGCAGUGGUGGUACUGCCAACAGCACCGCGAGCAAAACCAUGUCAGAUGACACGGUGACUGCUAUCUGCUGCGCCCUGCACGAGGUCAUCACCAAGAACAUGGAGAAUGCCAAGGCCCUGCGAGAUGCCGGCGGGAUCGAGAAGCUCAUCGGUAUCGCCAGGAGCAAAGGAGAUAAACAUUCACCAAAGGUGGUGAAAGCAGCAUCUCAGGUCCUCAGCAGCAUGUGGCAGUACAGGGAUCUGCGCAGCCUUUACAAGAAGGAUGGCUACUCACAGUAUCACUUUGUUGGCUCUGCCUCAACAAUAGAGAGGGACAGACAAAGACCUUAUUCUUCCUCCCGCACACCCUCCAUCUCUCCGGUUCGGACCUCCCCCAACAAUCGAUCAGCGAGCGCCCCCGCCUCACCCAGAGAGAUGAUCAGCCUCAAGGAGAGGAAGACAGACUAUGAGUCCACUGGAACCAAUGCUAGUUUCCAUGGAAACAAAGGCGAGCACACAUCCAGGAAAGACGCCAUGGCAGUGCAAGUCUCCUGUGGAACCUCCACUCUGUUCCGCAACUCGUAUGUGACUCCAAAUGAAGAGAUCAAACACAACCAGGUCCCAGUGAAUCCAGCUGCACAGGAGAGUGUGCGCAAGGACUAUGAGGCACUUCCUCCCUUUCAGAAUUCAACAAGGAACUUUGAGGAGCCCUUUUUCGAGGACGCCGUCCAUCGCCCCGCUCCCACCACCGAUCUCAGUAUGCAUCUGGGACUUAAGUCCACCGGCAAUUACGUGGACUUCUACUCCGCUGCCCGUCCCUAUAGUGAACUCAACUAUGAGACGAGUCAUUACCCGGCCUCACCCGACUCCUGGGUGUAGGACUCGGUGACCCCCUGACGGAUGGGGGGGGCACUUGCGGAAAGGCUGGAAAACUGUGCAUGUGCAUGAAUACCACUAAACAUUUCUUCAGCGAGUUUUUUUACUUGUCCAAAAAAAGCUGGUUCUGCAGGAGAGCGUGGGAUUGAGGAAGUGACAGGCACAGUGGCAGGGAGGCAAAAGAAAAGAAUGUUUAGAGCAGUGGUCACUAACGCUGCUCCUGGAGAUCUACCUUCCUGUAAAACUCGGCUCCAGCCCAAAUCUAACACAUCUGACCUAACUAAUUAAGAAGACUGAUUGUCUGGAUCAGAUGUGUUCAAUCAGGGUUGGACAUGAAGUCUUCAGGAAGGUAGAUCUCCAGGAGCAGGGUUAUUACCACUGGCUUAGAGUGAGAAAGGUGAAAGAAAGAAUCCAAAAAAGAUGACAAGGGCAGUUGAAGGGGAAGGCAGAAGUUUGGCCUUUAGAACAGGGAGAAGCUUUACUGAAAGGGUUUUGCAAAGUCGUAGGUAGGAAACUAAAAAGUACAGUUGAUAAGAGGAAGGAUAAGUAAAGGAAAAUGAGUUUGGAAAGAGAUUUGGGAACAGCUUUCCACUUUUUGUUUCUGUUUUCUUCCAUCACUUCAUUGUGACUCAUCUUGAUUUUUGCCGAAUGUCAUUGCAUAUUAGAUUUUUCCAGCCUUUUUAUCUAUUUUUUUUUCCUUUUCUUUUUGUACUUUUUUUAUUUGUCAAUGUAAAGUAUUUGGUGUACAUUACAGAGAUACGAGUACAUUGUGUACAUUACACUGCUGCCACUCGGAGCCUCCAGUGGCUUCGGGUUUUGUUUUACGGUACUUAAAAAGA